AUGACGCGCGUGUACGUUGGCAAUAUCGACAAGCGGGCGACGAAGGAGGAGCUGCUGGAGUUCCUGAAGCCGAUGGAGGACACCAUUGAGGACUCGUGGCUCGCGCGCCGGCCGCCAGGCUUCGCUUUCCUCACCAUCACCCCCUCGCAGGCGGUGGCCUUUGUGGAGGCGUUCAACGGCCGCGAGUUCCGCGGGCGGGCCCUCGUCGUUGAGACGUCCACCACCACCUCCCGCCGCCGCGAGCGCGACCCACCCGCCGUCCGAGGCCACAACGAUAAGAGACGGCGACGCCGCUCCGACAGCCGCGGGAGGCAUCACAGCGAGAGACGACGAGAUCGCAGUCGCAGUCGCAGUCGCAGUCGCAGUGACAGGCGACGCCGCGAGCGCUCAAGGGAACGCAGAUACCGACGACGGUCGUACAGCCGCAGCAGCUCACGCUCGUCAAGGUCGUCAUGA
This is a messenger RNA of Trypanosoma theileri, 456 nucleotides long. RefSeq names its product RNA-binding protein. NCBI's taxonomy places the organism in Eukaryota, Euglenozoa, Kinetoplastea, Trypanosomatida, Trypanosomatidae. The transcript has a single exon. Gene Ontology annotation, molecular function: RNA binding. The coding region runs from base 1 to 456 and encodes 151 amino acids. The record is from RefSeq and is a predicted model, not a curated record.